AUGGGAGAACCAAUUCGCGAUAUGCCAUUGGCGAACCCAACCCCGGUCUCUCUUAGUGUUUUGCCUGAGGGACAUGAUGCUUUCCAGCCUUACAAGGUCGAAAAGUUUGACGACGGUCUUAGAUACGACACUCUUCAGGUUCACGGAGGACAUCGACCGGAUAUAGAAACACAUGCUCGAGCAGUCCCAAUCUACAAUAGUGUGUCAUUCAUAUUCACAGAUAGUGAGCAUGCCAAAAGACCAACUGUUGCAGUCUUUGAGAAACGGGCCGCCGCUUUGGAAGGAGGCACCGCUGCUGUAGCCACAGCCUCAGGACAAGCCGCCAUUUUCAACACCAUCAUCGGCUUAGCAGGAGCCGGCGACAACGUAGUAGCCUCGAUCAACUUAUACGGAGGUACAUACAGCCUCUUCAAGACACUGCUUCCACGACUCGGUAUCACUGUGAAGUGGGCCAAACAAGAGACUAGAGAAGAGUUCGCCAAACACAUUGAUGAGAAUACCAAACUCCUAUUCGUCGAGAGCAUCGGCAACCCUCGCUGCAGCAUUCCCGAUCUUCAAGGCUUAGCAGAUGUGGCCCAUGAAAAUCACGUUCCGUUUGUAGUCGACAACACAUUCGGGGCCUGCGGUACAUGGUGUCGUCCCAUUGAAUUUGGUGCCGACAUCAUAUUGCAUUCUGCCACGAAGUGGAUGGGUGGUCAUGGUACCACCGUUGGCGGAGUCAUCAUUGACUGUGGUACCUUCGAUUGGGGCGCAGCCGGUCAUCGGUUUCCUCGGAUGAUCAAGAAGGAUGGCCCAAUGAGCUUUUCAUACUGGAAGGCCUUCGGCAACAUCUCCUUUGCGAUGGCGAUGAGGAUUGACAUCUUGAUGGAGGUUGGGUCGAUAUUGAGUCCAGCCUCAGCACAGCAGCUCCUCAUUGGAAUGGAGACAUUGAGUUUACGCUGUGAAAGACACACCACAAACACCAUGGCCGUGGCUAGAUUCUUGGAAUCGCACCCAAGAAUAGCGUGGGUCAAUUAUCCUGGGCUGGAAAAGAACCAAUAUCAUGAAAAUGCCAAGAAGUACCUCAGGAGUGGGUAUGGAGGCGUUCUCUCUUUUGGCCCUAAGGGAGGGGACGUGGCUAGCAAAAUGCUCAUGAACUUUGUCAAAGUGAUAUCCCAUCAAACGAAUGUUGGAGACUCAAAGACUCUGGCCACCCAUCCCUGGAACUCUACUCACGUCAUAAUGUCUGAGAAGGACAGGAGAGAAGCGGGAAUUACACCCGCAUUCAUUCGAUUUUCAGUUGGGACAGAGGAUGUUCGAGACAUCAUCGAGGAUCUUGAGCAGGCACUGGCGAGGCUGCCAGAUGAUAUUGUCAACGCCCAUGAUGAGCGGUUGGAGGCUAAGCUAGCGGCUGCGACUAAUGGGAAAGCUGCAGCUGAAUCCAUCAACAACGUUGAUUUCAUCGAUGCGGACGUCUCUCUGUCCAAAGCCAAUGUCCCGCUUGGACGUCAGACUGCAGUAGGAAAUUGGUAA
This is a messenger RNA of Colletotrichum godetiae, 1512 nucleotides long. Its product is annotated as Cys/Met metabolism PLP-dependent enzyme-domain-containing protein. Gene Ontology annotation, molecular function: transferase activity, transferring alkyl or aryl (other than methyl) groups; pyridoxal phosphate binding. Gene Ontology annotation, biological process: transsulfuration. Lineage: Eukaryota; Fungi; Ascomycota; Sordariomycetes; Glomerellales; Glomerellaceae. The transcript has 7 exons. The record is from RefSeq and is a predicted model, not a curated record. The coding region runs from base 1 to 1512 and encodes 503 amino acids.